Messenger RNA from Cajanus cajan (pigeon pea), 1094 nucleotides. RefSeq names its product cofactor of nitrate reductase and xanthine dehydrogenase 3 (gene CNX3). NCBI's taxonomy places the organism in Eukaryota, Viridiplantae, Streptophyta, Magnoliopsida, Fabales, Fabaceae. Gene Ontology annotation, biological process: Mo-molybdopterin cofactor biosynthetic process. The record is from RefSeq and is a predicted model, not a curated record.
AGAGCGAGGAUAAAAAGAAUGAAAAUUUUCACCCGAGAAACGACGUCGUGUGCCACUUGGUUCUCUAGAACCGCGGAGCGUGAAUCGUAGAGAAGAGACGACAAAUCGGUGACCGGAAGCACUGAGCCUGUGACGGCAGCCACCGUCUUCGUCGCCGGUGGAUUCCGCUUUCAUCCACUUUCACUCCCUUGCAUCUGAAUUUCUGCAGAGUGAGUUGCAGUUGCAGGACCUGCAUAAAAUGCUUCUUCGGAGGAUUUUUACUGCAUGUCCUCAAUCAAAGAGGAUGUUCAGCUCUUCUGUUAGCCACGGCUAUGAAAGUGCUAUUCAAGAACUCAACAAGGAAAUGGAAUUGGUAUUUGGUGAACCUCCUGCAAAUACACUAGCUAGCUCUGCAAGCAAUAGUCAUUUGAACAAUGAACCCCAGCUGUCAUCUCAAAACAUAGGUGUAAGUUCUUCUGAAUUGACUCAUACUGGCAAAUCAGGGGAAGCUCAAAUGGUAGACGUGUCUCCUAAAGAAAGUAGUAAAAGAACUGCCAUUGCUGUUUGCAAGGUAAUUCUUGGAAAGAAGGUGUUUGAUUUGGUCUUGGCCAAUCAAAUGGCGAAAGGAGAUGUGCUUACUGUGGCGAAAAUUGCUGGCAUAACAGCAGCAAAGCAAACUAGCAACCUCAUUCCGUUGUGCCAUAACAUAAGCCUUUCACACGUGCAAGUAGAUUUGAGAUUGAAUCAUGAAGACUUCAGUCUAACAAUAGAAGGGGAAGCUGCAUCAACAGGUAAAACCGGGGUUGAGAUGGAAGCAAUGACAGCAGUGUCUAUUGCAGGCUUAACGGUGUAUGAUAUGUGUAAGGCUGCUUCAAAAGAUAUAGCUAUUACGGAUAUAAGACUUAAGCAUAAAUCUGGUGGGAAAAGUGGAGAGUACUGGUGGAGACAAUGAUUGUUUUAUACGCAUUUUAAUGACACCACCAAGAAUGCUAUUCUUCUGUUAGUUGUUCUCAGCUGCAUAGCUCUCUAUUCAUGAUUUCCCUGUAAUGAAUGCGUGAAUACUGGGGCUACCUUUGAUGAAGUACCUUCUAAUAGUUGCGCUUUCACUUGUCUCA